CCAAUUUAUUUGUGUUGCUGUUGCUGUGACGCCUCGGGUUGAAAUGAGCAAUCGACACAACAAUAAUUUAAUCUAGAACUGCGUGGGAAUUAGCUGGAUCACUGGCAAAUAUUUUGAUUCAAGGAGGUAUCAAGAAAAUGCUAGAAAGUGGAGAUACCCCUGAGUCACAGCAAAGAAAAGCAGUACGUUGCUGUGCCUACAAAGACUGCAAUGUCCAGAUAGCAUUCCCAAUGUGGGGAAAAUACUGUAAAUCACACCGUCAAAAAGUUUACAAGAAAAAUUAUCAAAAGAAAAAAUGCAAGCUUAAAGAAAAAUAUAAGGAAUCAAAGGAAUGUUUCUCUGGCUCUCCUGAUUUCUUUGAUGGACAAGAUAUAAAUGAAAUGCUUCAGCAAGUUCUUUUCAAAAAGAGGAUGGAAUUGAUGUGUUGUCCAUCUGUUGUGAGUUUCCUAAAAACACACCAGGAAGUUUUAAAAGCUAAGGCAAGAGAAAAUAUUGAACAGCCAAUAUUGCUCUCUGCUGAUAAGCUACCGUCCUUAAACAAAGAUUCCAAACAACUGCAUGGCUUCAGACUUAACCCAACAUCUGACAGCAAUGAAACUUGGACGCAUCAGAAAAUUAUUCCUGAACGCUUAGAUAGAGGCUUGUUGCCAAAUCUGCAAAACAAUGAAAUAGAGAACUCUUAUGAUUUUAAACCAGAGUUAGAAUCAUUUCCACCUGGAAUUUUGCUGACCAGCCAUCAGCCAGUUGUGAAGCCUGAAAUAUCACCAAGAAGACUGUACCAAGAAGCUGAUAAUCCUUUCUUAAGCAAUGCAAAGAUUUCAAAACCAGAUGUAAACAAAGACAGUAAUAAAUUGUUUAAUUUGAAAGCAUCACCCUCUGAUCCAGAAAGAAAGUCAGCAUUUCUUGAAACUGGAGCUGGGGAUGUAAAAUCUUUAAUUGCUGUUAGGACUGUCCAACAAAUGGAGAUGAAGAGCUAACAUUCAGGUGCAUUAUUUUGGUAUCUGUAUAAUUUCAAUCACAUUUAUCAGGACUUAAUUGUUUUCUGUUUAGGUGUGCUAAAAAAGGAUUAUUUCUUUCCCUUCAAUUGU
Rhopilema esculentum is the source of this 1088-nucleotide messenger RNA. RefSeq lists its product as uncharacterized. The record is from RefSeq and is a predicted model, not a curated record. NCBI's taxonomy places the organism in Eukaryota, Metazoa, Cnidaria, Scyphozoa, Rhizostomeae, Rhizostomatidae.